This is a messenger RNA of Chaetomium strumarium, 1511 nucleotides long. RefSeq lists its product as uncharacterized. Gene Ontology annotation, biological process: regulation of transcription by RNA polymerase II. The transcript is spliced from 3 exons. The record is from RefSeq and is a predicted model, not a curated record. Gene Ontology annotation, molecular function: DNA-binding transcription activator activity, RNA polymerase II-specific; zinc ion binding. NCBI's taxonomy places the organism in Eukaryota, Fungi, Ascomycota, Sordariomycetes, Sordariales, Chaetomiaceae. Bases 195 to 1322 code for a protein of 375 amino acids.
CUCGGAAGUUGAAACUGUUUGGGACUCACUGGGAGACUGUUGCAGCAAUGCAUCGACCGACGACAAAACACCGUCUCUAUUGCAACCACGCCACCUCUCGUGCUGUUGUGUGAGCUGGCUUGUGCUUCGCUGACCAGUUCGCCAAAUCUAGAGCACCUCCAACGAAGAAUUCUCGCUUACCUGUAUUGAGGCAGAUGGCAGGAUCCUCGGCAGACACUUCCCGAAGGCGCAAAUUCCACAGAAAAUCGCGCCUUGGCUGCAGUAACUGCAAGCUGCGGAGAGUGAAGUGUGAUGAGACUAAACCGGAAUGCAAAAAUUGCCGUUCCUACGGAGUCUUGUGCAGUUACCGCUCGAAUGCAGGUGACCUCCAUGUCCCCCGCGAGGUCAUCACGAGUGCGUCUGCCGCCAGCAGCGACACAACAGACUCCUUGGAGCUGGAUGGCCAGUGCGUCAUGUCUUUGAUGCGGCUUGGGACCCAGACUGCCGUGUCCAUUUUAGACCUUGACCAGAGGGACGUAUUACAACAGGCCCUUUCGACUCCGUAUCUCAUGCAUGCCAUCCUGGCCGUCAGCGCCAUCCACGACCGCUACCGGGGUAACAUCCCUAUUGCUGGUCCCACUCGGCGCGAGGCCUACCACUCAUCCCAGGGCGCGAGCCUGUUCAACAGAAAGCUGUCCGGGCCGAUCCCUCCCCAAGACCGAGACACACUCUGGAUGGCUGCUACCUACCUGGGGAUUGUGGCUUUCUGCUCUAAUAUUCCAGAAACACCAGAGGAGUGCUGGCCUCUGAAACCCGACCCUUCGCACCUGGACUGGCUGCGUAUGACCGAAGCCAAAAUGGCCAUCUGGGAGCUUGCCAAUCCUCUGCAGCCUGGAAGCCUGUUCCGGAGCAUGGCAGACGAGUUUAACGAGAUGUACACGCCGCUGCCAACAGCACCUAUCGAAGGGGCCCCGCCGGCGCUGCUACACCUCUGCCACAUCACUUCUUGUUCUUCCGCAACCAACAACCCGUACUACACCGCGGUGCGACUGCUUGCCCCCCUUUUCAACAACAUGAAGCCUGGAACAUUGGCGAGGUCCAAAAUUCUCAGUUUCACGAGUCAAAUGCAGAAGAGCUUCAGGGCUUUGCUCUAUGAACGAGAUCCUGUCGCCUUACUGCUCCUGGCCCUAUGGUACGAGAAGAGUCGCCCACAUGUCUGGUGGCUGCGGCAUCGCUCUACCAUCGAGUACCAAGCAAUCACUUUAUACCUCAGGCGAUGUCAAAGUGAAAACGGGGCUAUUAUGGGUCUGCUUUCUGAAAUCGUCCAGGGAUCUCCCCGUUAGCCGUGCAGCUUUGGGACUGACUCCCUAUAAGACAGAAUACAAAGUCCCUUCGCGUCCUAACCUCCCCUCUCUCACAUCUUUGAGUCAACGGUGGGGCCGAAUACCACAUCACCAGGUGUUCGACAGUCUCCCGCCCCUCUCCACAGGUCUUGUCUUGGAACAGGGUCUCCUGCUGAUAGUCGAGGUCGU